This is a messenger RNA of Aricia agestis (brown argus), 981 nucleotides long. Its product is annotated as multiple coagulation factor deficiency protein 2 homolog. Gene Ontology annotation, molecular function: calcium ion binding. The record is from RefSeq and is a predicted model, not a curated record. The transcript is spliced from 5 exons. The coding region runs from base 155 to 826 and encodes 223 amino acids. Lineage: Eukaryota; Metazoa; Arthropoda; Insecta; Lepidoptera; Lycaenidae.
UAAACAUUAUCAGCGCGAUAAACUCAUCGCGGUUCGUCCACGUAGUGACCCGCGACAUAUCGAUCAAUACAGGUCGAGCGUGUCUUAAUUCACAACACUUCACUUUGAAGUCGUAAACAGUUUUUGGUGAUUCUUUUCUUCUGCUUUACAGAAAAUGCUACGGUCGGUUUUAUUGUUCGCGUUUCUGCAAUGUGUAGUGUGCCAGCAGUACCAGCAGAAAGUGGCACCGGGGGUCCCCCCACAGAACUAUCAGAACUACCAGCAGCCACCUCCGCCUCCACCACCUAACCAGCAACAAUACCAGCAGCAGCAGUAUCAGCAGCAGCAGUACCAGCAGCAAGUCCCAGUGCAGCAGGUGCCCGUGCAGCAGCAGCAGGUCCCUGUCCAGCAGCAGGUCCCUGUCCAGCAGGUGCCCGUGCAGCAGGGACAUGGACAUGGGCAUGGUGACCCGCAGCUGCUGAACGCGGCGAACAUCGCCCAGGAGCGCGACCACAUCCAGGAGCACAUGGAGGUGCCCAUCGACACCUCCAAGAUGUCGGAGCAAGAGCUGCAGUUCCACUACUUCAAGAUGCACGACGCUGACAACAACAACAAGCUCGAUGGCUGCGAGCUCAUCAAGUCACUCAUACAUUGGCACGAGCAAGGGCACAACCAGGAGCAGCCGGUCGGGGCACCUCCGGUCCAGGAGAAGGUGUUCAAGGACGACGAGCUCACCAACCUCAUCGACCCCAUCCUCAACGUGGACGACCACAACCGGGAUGGCUACAUCGACUACCCCGAGUUCGUCCGGGCGCAGCAGAAAAACAGAAAGGAGGACCAGCACUAGGGACAUUAGCGGUGGCACUGGAUUGAUGCAAAAUAUUUCAGAGUUAUUCUACCCUGUGGUCUGCUAUUUAGAGCUAAUAUCAAUACUGUUCUGUUCCAGUCUAGUUUUUAUCAAAAAAUAGUAUUCGCAUCUUACAGCAGUAGCCCUAGCACGGC